Thrips palmi is the source of this 11140-nucleotide messenger RNA. RefSeq names its product brain tumor protein (gene brat). The coding region runs from base 335 to 2920 and encodes 861 amino acids. Lineage: Eukaryota; Metazoa; Arthropoda; Insecta; Thysanoptera; Thripidae. The transcript has 4 exons. Gene Ontology annotation, molecular function: zinc ion binding; protein binding; translation repressor activity. The record is from RefSeq and is a predicted model, not a curated record. Gene Ontology annotation, biological process: negative regulation of translation.
GUCAGCGCCGCAGCUCGUCCUCGAAGGGACGAAGAGGGUGCAGCCGAGCCAAGCCUGCGAAGCCGAACCCGGAGCCGAGGAUUGCCGAGUGUGCUUGCCGGUGUUGUGUUCAGCGGGCUGCUCGCCUCGCCGGCCGCGUCGCGUUGUUUACGUCGCGCUGUGUGUGUGUGACCGGCUCGAGACUCCGUCGGGACGCAGAGCGACGAGAGGACUUGAUUCUUACCUCUGGAAUUGUGGUUCCCGGAUCCUGAAUGGGAGGGACAGGUCGCACGGAUAAGCAGACCGCUCAGUCUGUUUGUGCGGGACAAAGCUUAGGGAUGAAGGUGAAUUGAAGAUGGCCUCCCCAACCUCCUCAUUGGACUCCAUACCAGCUGCCAAUUCCAUCGAAUCCUUGAUUGAGUCAGAGUUCCGCUCGCUCUCACCCCAGUCUCUGCCCAACUCGUCACCGAUCACAGUGAAUGGAUCUUCGUCUUCGAGCAACAGCAGUGUCAACUUCAACGUGCUGAGCUCCAACUUCAACACAAAGUGCGGAUUAUGCCAUGAUACAUACACCAACCCGAAGGUCCUGCCCUGUUUCCACUCCUUCUGCGAAUCCUGCCUGGAGCGAAACCAAGAGCACCCAGAAAAGUUAACUUGCGCCACCUGUCAGCAAGAGUGCAUCCUCUCUUCAUACGGAAUCUCUGGUCUCCUCUCAGAUUUUUCUGUUGCCGGUGUCUUGGGUGAUAUAAUCAACGAAGACGACAAGAAGUCUUCCAACCCUCGUUGCACAGGCUGCCGAGGCUCAGAUUUUGAAGCAGUUGCACGUUGUGUGGACUGCAGCAACUACUUGUGCCCCAACUGCGUGAUGGCUCAUCAGUUCAUGCACUGCUUUGAGGGCCAUAGAGUCAUGAAUCUCAGUGAGCUGCAACUUCAGAACGGCGGCAAGGAGGAGAUCAAGUCGGCAGUAGACAAAGUAGUCUUCUGUCCAAGACACAAGACGGAUGCGCUGAAGUACUUUUGCCGCUCUUGCAACGUACCCAUCUGCAAAGAAUGCACCAUGCUGGAUCAUCCCAAUGGCAUUCACGACUACGAGCACAUUAGUGAUGUGGGUCCUAAGCAAGUUGAACUUAUGAGCCAGGCAGUACAAGAGGGGAAAGUGAAGGCAACAGACAUUCGAAACAUGCUCAAGAACUUGGAGCACUCUUCAGGUCGUCUGUCUGUCCAGUACCACAAGGCUCAGAACGAAAUAAAUGAGACCUUCCAGUUCUACAGAUCCAUGCUGGAAGAAAGAAAGCAGGAGUUGCUGAAGGAGCUGGACAGUGUAUUUUCUGCCAGGCAGGUUGCACUGACAGUCCUAAAUCAGAAGGGCCAGGAAACAGUAGACAAAAUUUACCAGACCUGCGACUUUGUUGAGAGAUUGACCAAAUAUGCCAGCACAGCCGAAGUUCUCAUGUUCAAGAAGUUGCUGGAUUCCAAACUCCUAGCUUUGGCAUCAUUCAAUCCCGAUACAAGCCUGACAAACGCUGCUUGUGACUUGGAAUUUGUAUCCAACUACCAAGCAAUCCAGAAUGCUCUUGUGUUGCAGGUCGGAGUUCGCAACACUUUUGGAUAUGUGAGAUCGGCCUCUGAAGUGAAUGUGGGCCCCAGCAAGCAGCCUCCCAUCGCGCGGCCCACCAACGGGGCUGUCCUCGCCAAUGGAACCAUCACCAAUGGAUCUGCGAACGGAACGCCCAUCCCCAUCAACGGCAGUGGUGGCAUGCACAAUGGCAUGAACGGAGUGAAUGGAGGCUUGAAUGGUGUGCUGGAUCGUCCAUACAGCAACGGCCUGGGCUCCUCUCCAAGCCCGACUGCUUCUCCUUACGAGUCCAACGUCAUCUCCAAGAGAUUCAGCUCAGCCAACAGCCUGGGCCCAUUUUCUUCCACCCUUGGUGACCUCAACCUGAAUGGAAUCAACCCCUAUGAGAAGUGGUCCAAUGGAGGUGAACUCUACCAGAAUGGUGGCAGCGACCACUACUCCCUGUCAUCGGGCAGCCAUGGUGACGUCAUGGAUUUGACUUCCAAGCUCCAUCUGUCCACCUCCAUGUUCCCUCCCAAGUCUCAGAUCAAGCGCCAGAAAAUGAUCUACCACUGCAAGUUUGGAGAAUUUGGGGUGAUGGAAGGCCAGUUUACUGAACCCAGUGGUGUUGCUGUGAAUGCUCAAAAUGACAUCAUUGUGGCAGACACCAACAACCACCGUAUCCAGAUGUUUGACAAAGAAGGUCGCUUCAAGUUCCAGUUUGGCGAAUGUGGCAAACGGGAUGGUCAGCUCCUCUAUCCCAACCGAGUUGCUGUUGUGCGCACAUCUGGUGACAUCAUUGUCACUGAGCGUUCACCCACUCACCAGAUUCAGAUCUACAACCAGUAUGGACAGUUUGUGCGCAAGUUUGGCGCAAACAUUCUGCAGCACCCACGCGGUGUGACUGUGGACAAUAAGGGCCGCAUUGUUGUUGUUGAGUGCAAAGUAAUGCGAGUAAUUAUCUUUGAUCAAACUGGAAACGUUCUUCAGAAGUUCGGCUGCUCCAAGCAUCUGGAAUUCCCCAAUGGUGUAGUUGUGAAUGACAAGCAGGAGAUCUUUAUUAGUGACAAUCGUGCCCAUUGUGUGAAGGUGUUCAACUAUGAAGGAGUGUUCCUGCGUCAGAUUGGUGGAGAAGGCAUCACCAACUACCCCAUUGGAGUAGGCAUCAAUGCUGCUGGAGAAAUUUUGAUUGCUGACAAUCACAACAACUUCAAUCUGACCAUCUUCACCCAAGAUGGCCAACUGGUGUCUGCGUUGGAGUCCAAGGUGAAGCAUGCCCAGUGCUUCGAUGUUGCAUUAAUGGAUGAUGGGUCGGUGGUGCUUGCCAGCAAGGAUUACCGUCUGUACAUUUACCGCUAUGUGCAGGUGCCUCCCAUUGGCCUGUAAGGAGGAGGUUGAAUGUUUGUGCUCUGGCCACCACCCUAGACUAUUUGAUGUGCUGUUGAAGCUUGCUCUCAUUUUGAGGGAACUGCUCUGCUGCAUUUCAUCGUGAUACGGUGCAAAGUGCAAGACUGAAGUGACUUAACCUCGCCCGGUGUGUCUUAAGCUGUGAAUUUUCCUGGCGAGACUUGCCAAGUUUUGGAAUCUUAUGUAAUUCUUAUCUAAGCAUUGCACAUGUGAUUGUUUGGGUUAUUACCCUGAUGUUGAACUUGUCCGUUAUUUGUGCUUGAAAGUAAGAUGUUCUUCACUGUUGAGCACAUUCACCCAUUCCAGAUGUUAGUUUACCUAGCUAUCAAGCUGGUGCUAUUUAAUGGAACUUUGUUUUUUUUCCCUACGUGUGUUGUAGGUAAGAAUGUGUGUGGUUUCAUACAACGUUAUUGAUGUUGUUGUUGCUGUAUUUAUAUUAACAUAUCCUUCUUCCUUCUUUAUUUGGCGUCUGGGCGGGCAUGCUGAUGGAAAGAUCUCUCCAUUGUUGCAUUUUUCUACUUAAGAAAUUGUGGAAAUUGGUCCACUCACAAACCAUUCCGUAUUUGUUAGUGCAUAUUAUCAGGAGUGGUGUGCCAAGAUUUGCUGAAUAUUACAUAUUGUUUUGUAGAACUCUCAAGUAGUGAUUCUCUUCCCUGACAUAAUUGUUAGACAUAGGUAUAGUUAGUUUUGUAAUUUGAACUGUUAAGAAUGUGUUGAAAGGUUCAUUAGUUGGUGGGUGUGCAUUGCCCUGCCUGUGAAGCUGAGGCACACAUUUUAGGCAUUUCCUUUCAUGCAUCAUUGUUAUUUUUUAUGUCAGUGAACCAGCAGCAUUGUUUUGACCAAAAACUUUUUGAAAUUUAUAUAACAGGGAACUCUUAGCAUUUGCUGAAUACUUGUCUGGAGUUAAAAAAGUGGUGCCUGGCCCUUAGAAACAUGUUUGGCAGAAGUCAAGCUCUAUUUUAUUAUAUGCUGUUUGUGUUUUCUUGCACUGUAAAUUGAGAUGAGAAGUUCAUUUUCACAUGUUUUCAAAGUGAAAUGGAAUUAGUUGAGGUUACUAAGAUUUUUAAUGCAAGGAAUCCAAAGAGAGGAACCACUGCUCCAUGUUGUUUUUUUUAUUUUCUUUUCCUAAGACUGCUAUAGAUUUAUAAUGUGCAGUGUUUGGUUUGUUUUUGUUAUGCUGCCCUUGGGGAGUAUGUGAAGUACCGGCCAUGGCCGACGCAUGCUAGUCACUCUAAUAUGUGUUAGAUCCUACCUUCCAUGACGCCUGGGAUUGCUACAAAGUAUCCAAAGGCUUUUCUAUUAAAUGCUGUUUUUAUUUUUAUUUGUUAUCUUUUUUAAGUUUGGCUUAGAGAAUCUGGUUGGAUUAUUGAUGCACUGCAAUAUUAGUCCUCAUUUGUCAAAUAAUCUUUUCCUGUUUUAAGUAUGCUGCCAGAGUUUAAGAUAAAAGACGCAGUCGGUUACGAAGAAGUUAUUUUUUUUUUCUGCUCAGUUUCUUUAUCACUGAUGUUUUGAUUGCACGAGUUGUACUUGAAGUGCUGGACUAGCACUUUGGGUAGUUAGAUUGAGAUUGUAUGGUCAAAGUAUUACUUGUUUGUGUUUUCGAAACCAAGAGAUUGUUUGUGUUAUCAAUAGGACUGUUGUAAAACCAUUUUAAUACCAUCACAUCUUUGUUUUUCUUUUUCGUUUUUCUUUUUUUUUCUCGUUUUAUCGUUGUACUGAGGUAUAAGUUACCAUACCAGAAGUAGCUACCACAUUUCAGGUUUUUUGUAAUUCUUGAUGUAAGCCAGUUGGUUGUGGUCAAAUAUCCAUGCUAUUUUUACUCUUACCUUUAUGACUUCUACGGAUACAUUCUCUUGGGUUUGAGACCGAUAGAUUGAAUUUGAGAUCUGCAAAUUUAAGUCAUUGAUGUGGCCAAAACUUCUCAUGAAGAAAAGCCCAUUUUCUUCAUUUUUUGUUAUAUAUGCUCAAUUUGAUGUGUUCUGUUCCAUUUAGUUUUGUUUUUAUUGAUUUGAUCGAGCAAUACGUGAAAUGUUUUGGCCAGGAAGUUGCCCCCAAUUGUUCCUUGGGCAAUAUCAAAUGUGGAUUUAUUUCCGAGGCCAACACUAACUGGUUCUUCAUGAGCAUGAGGUAGAUAAUAUUGUUUUUGAGUGUUAUAGCCAUCCUUAGCUUUGGUUAAGUAGCUCAGUGAGUGUGCUGGUCUUAAAUUGUUUUAAUUUCAAAUUACUCCUUGCAAUAAUUGUUUUUGUUUGACCUAAUUUAAUGCAUUUUUAGUUUUUUCCUUGUUAGUAGUUGAAUGUGAAAUACAUAUAUUCUCUCUUAACUGCAUUUUGAUUCCACCUUGCUAGGUUGUAAAUUGAUUCACAUGACAGCCAAGGCAGCCAAACUUCAUUAUUUGCUAAAAGAUCUUGAUGCGGUCUUCUACCGCUCACUUUGUAGGUAUGUAAUAUUUUCAAGUAUUUUUGUACUUUUUGUAUUUGCUCUAACUUUUACGUCUACUCACUACUGCUGUGUCUGUCUUGGUAUUUCACAUUGGUAUUUUACUUUUCCAAACAUGCAGGGACAGAACUCUGGUUGUUUAAAGAGUGUUUGAGAAUGUGUGUGUGUGUGUGUAUGUAUGUAUGUAAAGGAAAUUUGUCUAUCUCCAUUUGUCCCAAUAAGUAGUUUUGAUAUUUUCUUCAUGUUAGCUUAAGUUUGCCAAACAAUGUGUGUGUGUACAGAUAAGGCACUUUCUGCCUAAAAUGCCUCUUGCCAAUGUUCACAAUGUCAGAAAUUCUAUUAUCAGCUUGAGUACAAAGAGGUUUGCCAAGAAAUUGUUGCAUGAUUCCUUGCAAAGGGAAAGACUGAAUCUGAAAAAGAUAGGCUUAGGAGACGUUUUUAAAAGUUUAAUGUUGUUGUCAUUCAAAUUCAUUUGCAUUGACCAGUUAAGUAUGAAAAAAAGAUAAGAUUUAUUUUCCCCAAGUUAGUUGAACAUCUUAAACCACUGAGGUAAUUUUUGGUUUUAAUGCCUCUGUUUUGGUUGUUUUUGAAGAGUUAAAUUGACAUUUUUUUCUUUGAUGCAAUUGCGUUGGUGAGAGCGAGGUCAGUGUCAAUUAACGUUGGGAACAUGUGACAUUGUGCAUUGAUUGGUGAUGGUCCUUUUGCCUCAAGUUGACACCCCUCUUAAUUUGAAUUCGUGGGUGUUAAGUAGUUGCUUAUCUUAUCAGACUUCUGAAGACAAUGAAUUUACAAAGCUGUUGGCUCCUUAACAUUUUUCUUUACCAAGACUCACAUAUUCUAAAGUUUGUUUUUAUACCAAUAGUAAUGUUUGCAUCUGUUUUAUUGUUGAUGUUUCUUCCAUUGUUUGAAAUAAAAGACUUGUCAGAAGUAUACAUGUUUGCUUUCUCUUUCCAAUUUAACUAGGAACUGUUCUGCUGAAGCUGCUGGCCAGACUGUCGCCUGUACUUUCAGCCAUUCAUUAGAAAUGCUCAUAUGUUCAUAAUUCAUAGAGCUAGUUCCACUUGUGCCAAUCUGUGAUUCAGGGGUCACAUUCCUGACUUCUUAGCACUUAUUUUCCUCCAACAAAGCUUUCACAACUUGUCACAUGCUCUUUACAUGGACAGAUUUAUCCUUAAAUCUGCUUAUUUACCGACCAUACUGUCAAGUUUGCUGUCCACUUGAUUAAAUAUUACUCACUGAUAGUGGUUCUGUGAAGACUAGGGCAUUCCUCUACAGUUAUUAUAGCACUGACAUUGAACAGGGGCUUAAAUGAGCUCAGUAUUUGUUAUUUGUGUUACGUUAUGAUAAUCAAAAUGGUGAUGUUUAAUAUAAGCAUUCUUAAUAGUAGGGAAGUGUUUGAUGACUAUUGUAUAUUUUAAAAUAUUAAAUUGUUGUGUUCCAUAUCAAAAGUUCGUAAGACAAAAAAAUUUAAGCCUCAGUAGCACUACUGCCAGUAGAUAAUACAGAAUGCUUUGAUUGUUUAACUUACCCAGGCCUGUCUAUGACUUGACUGUGACAGUGAAUGUGCAUACUAUACACUUUUUAAAAAAAAUAAUGUUCUUUUGUGGGCCUGUAAAUUCUACCACUCUCUAACAUGGGUGUUCGUUGACUAAAGAAUUUACAUCUUAUGGGCAUGUUGUCCUUACUUAGUGAAUGCAUAAGAGUGCAGUUACUGUAGAAUAUCCAUCCCAUAGCAGGUCCAGCCUUUGAAGCUCUACCUGUGUGCGUGAACAAUCAUGGGCCGGAGGUGGAAUGUGGCCUGGGAUUAAAUUUACAUAUUUUGUGCUAGAGGUGACAUGUUAAUACUUUGUAGUUUUGCAAAUGGCUCCUCCUUGCACCAAGCUGUUACAUAGACUCUCAAUGUUCUUCAUUUUCUUACUGUAGAAGAGAUUUGAUAUAGUGUGAAUAUUUUUUUAAUCGUUAAUUAUGCUGUCCUGUCUUGCCAGUCCAAUUUGUACCUCUCCUUUUUCACUUGUGUGGAUUUCUCAGGGUUGUUGUACAAAAGAAAACUGUUUUUUGUGACAGGACAGCAAAAGUUGUGUUUCAAUGUGUGUGAUGUAGAUUGAUCGCUUUCUCUGUUUGUAGAUAUUUUAGUCUGUUGCUUGAGGUAUGAGCCUCUAUCGAGAUGGAUUGACUCAUUUAUAUCCGGUGUUUUGCUAAUGUUUGGUUUGCGUUUAAGCUAAUGGAUGCAAACAUUGUCGUUUCCUCAUUUUUCAUUGUUAAGGUGGAAUCCUUUCCGUAAAUUUUGUCAUUUGUUGAUUGAUGAUAAGUUUGAACAAUAGGACCUAGGGGUGGGGUGUGCUCAAGAUUUAUUGCUAGUGAUCUAUACUUACAAAAAUUGGGUUCCUACACAUCUUUGGGAACUGCAAUUUAAAUUGCAAACAACCAGAUUGGUUUGAGAAGAAAAUUUGUUGUUUCUCCGUUGAAAUUGAGAAUUGACUGAUAAAAUGUUGAUAGUAGGUUCGAUUGUAAAGGGAAACAAGCUUAUCAUUGGAUGUUUUAUUUCUUUCAAAGUUUCUCAUGUUGCUUCUUAAAGUUGUUUUAAUUGUAGGUGAUUGCUCCAUGUCCUCAAAGUAUAUUCGUCAGUUUUGUGACUUUGCACUGUUGGGAACAGCCCUCCCCUGUAUCUUGUUGAUUGGUCGGCAACAAAUUUCGGUAUUUGUGUGUUUGUGAACUUGGUAAAGACGGUGUCUCUCUGUAGCAGUUAAGUAUCACAAAAUAAGUUUUCGUGUAGACAUUGCUACUGUCAAUUUGAUAUUGUAACCUAUUAUGUGUAUGUAGUGUAUUGAAUUCUAAGCUGAGAGACAUUUUGUCCACAGACAACAAAUUCUUCAUAAUUUUUUUGUUGUUUUAUUUUUCCCUUAAUUUUGGUAUUUACUAGUCUUUGUUAAUGUUAUAGACUGCAAAAAGUCGCUAUACUCUGCCUACUUGAAAUGCUAGGCCUACAUUAGUCUGGGUGAGCAAAGUCUCAGCAUUCUCUGCUAAUCAUUUAACAUCGUUACUGAUGGAUAAUAAGUUGAUUGCGUAGAUAUGUUAUCUAAUAUUAUUGUCAUAAUUUAAACUGAUCACUUGUAUAUUAUGUUAAUAGACCCUUUCUUCCUUUUAGCUGUAGGCAGCUUUAGUUCUUUCUUGUUUGUUUCAUUAUUGCUUUCUUGUGUUUAGUUUGCACACAAAUUCUCAUUUAGCCUUUUGUGUGGAAUGGGUUGACUGAUAAAAUUCUCUCAUCUUUUCAUUUUCUUUGUUACAUUUUCUUUCUAUUGAAAAUAUAUUUGUCGGAGGUAUUUAUUUGCAAUUUUUCUGACAAAUUGUGUUGUUUAGAAAAAGAAAUUAAGAAAAAAAAGCAAAGCCAAAAAAAGACUAUUGUUUUAUGCAGCUUUCAUGAUAGUCAUGGAUUUUGACAACCACAAAUUGCAUUCUAACUGUAACUACAUUCAGCAAAUGUGAGAAGGUUGUUCUGCUCAUUCCAACAAUGUGUAUUGUCAAUUUGCAUUGAAACAUUUGUUUUGCUCUUUCUUUGACUUGCACUUUUUUUUGUGGCAUCUUGAAUUUCUCAAGUGACAGAGUGGUAUGGCCUAUUUUUUAUGAAAAGAAAGACUGAUGCUUUUGUUGAGUGUUUGAUUGAGCAGAAAGUUGUCCUUAAAUGGAGUUAAACUUCUGCACCAUUAAAGAGUUUGAAGAUUGUUCUAAAAUUUUACUUACCUAUGCAAUAUUUCUCUCUUGCCUUUCCUCCAGAUAUGUUGCGUUCAUAUAUGAACCUUGACCUUCAUCAAUACUUUUUGUCAAGAUGAGGCAAUGUUCUUGCUUUCUUUUUGGUUUCAACUUAUUGUUUGAAUGUCAUUGUUGCACAUUUCUUUCUUUUCCUCUGGUCUGUGCUCCUUCCUCAGUCCUGAGGUUUGACAUAAUUUAAUUUCCUUGGCCCUACUCUAAAAUUUUUUAUUGGUGGCCAACAACUAUGCCAGCAAUAAGGUUUUGUGUGGAUGAUUUUCUAAAAUGAUCUGUCAUGGUAAAUUGUUUAGAAUUGUACUGUGCCACCUUAGGUUUCCCUCCAAGCUUUAUCCAUUGAAUAAUCGGUUAUUUUGGUUUUGAAGUAUUUUCUCACUGCUUCUUAUGUGGUAGUGGACAAUAAAAAAAAGGAAGAGGAGACCUGUUAUUCUUUUGUGAAAGCAAUUUUCCAGUUGUUGUGUGUUGUAGUUGGAAAAAGAAAACCUGUUAUGACUAAAAGUGAAGACUUUAGAGCCAUUAAGCUGUUGAUUAUUUCACACCAAAUUUUGGAAACUUAAGAAAUGAGCCUAUAUUUUUGCACCCGGUUAUUAAAACAAAACGUCACUUGCGAUUGUAAGCUGUUCAUAAAUUUUGAUUAGUAGUUAUGUAUCCAUCCGUCUCUUUCAUAAAUCUCUGCAAGUCCAUCUUUGCAGUUUUAUUCUUCAUGUUCUGGUGUAACCUUUCCAUCACAAGCUGUAAAUUUGUUGCGUCCUUUCAUUAAAAUAACUUGUUAUGAGUGGUCCUUUAAAUGCAGCAAUUGCUUUGAAUGGAUUGUUUUCAGAAAUUUUUUCUUGCAAUGGAAAGUAUUGUUGAGUGCGAAAAUCUGACAAUGACAAAUAAUCAACCCUUCGGGUCAGUGCUUGACGCUACCAAUUGUUCUGUAUAAUUGAAUCUGUCAUGUCCAACACAUUCCACUGUUGCAACUGUUAUUUUUAUUACUAAUUUAUGAAAAUGAAAUCACUGAAAUUAUUUGUUGUGAAUGAUGAGCCCAGCGUUCAUUUGUAAACUAAGAAAUGUAUGGUUGCAGUGAAAUGUGCAUAUGUUUAGUUUUGUAUUGUGACCAAAUGGUUAUCAUCAUGCCCAUUUUUGAUUGCUAUUUAAGUUAGGUGUUUCAGUUUGUUUGGUCAGAUGUUUCUAUUUUUCCAUAGAUCAAACUCCUUGUUAACUAAUGUGUGCCUAGUCAAUAAAAUUCAGGUAUAAAAUUCCAUUUCUCCCUUCAGUUCUGUUGAAACCUGACAAAAUGUUUUCUUCCCUCACGUGGAAGUUACAGUUAGCUAAUUUGUUCUACCAUGCAAGUAUUCUCUUUUCCUCGUUUUGAAAAUUGUCUUGAGUUUUGUUAUAAUUGUGUAUUGUCCAGGGUGGGUCAGGAAAGAAAAUGUGACAAUGAAAUAGAGGACCUGCAAUCUUCCCGAUUCGUGUUUUGGGUUCGGAUUGUGUUAAUGCACAAGAUUGUCUACAGAGACUGAGCUGUGGUCUGGAAUUGGAAUUGGGCUGCUGUUAAAUCUAUUUUAGAUACUGUGGGAUACCAUGAGCACAAAAUGCAUAGACCAAGUGUAUCAUUAAAAUUACUGUGGUUAAUUACUUUUUAAAAAUGCACAUCACCAACUCUUUUUUGUGGACAAUGUUUUAGUUUAUUUUAGCGUUUUGCAUCUUCUGUCAAUCUGCUGAUUGUCACAUGAACUGUGGGUUAAACUUUUUGUUGAGCGAGUCCUUCAUGCUGUUCAGCCUCUGAGGCCCUGGAGGGGCAAGUCUAGUAUAAAUAUUGUUUUGAAAAAUAAAACAAACAUUUUUUUUUGUUCUGUGUUUUAUUUUUAUUUUUGAAGUAAUUGUUUUAAUUUAUGAUGAAGAUUUUGUUUCUCCCUUUUGUAACUUGAUAUAGUUUUUAUGAUUCAGUGUCUUUCAUAUCAGUUUGUUACAAAGUGUGUAUCGAUUGUGUACAAUAAAAAUACUUGGUUGCUUGAA